AUGGCCAAGAUUGUCAUGAAUAGAAGCCCUAGCAGUUUCUAUACCAAAAACGGCGACGUAUUGACGAAAGCGGCCCUUUACAGGUCAGAAACUAUGACUGUCGAGAUGACAGAGAAAUGGAUCGGCCUGAGUGAGGUCCCCCUUAAAGCCGACUGGCCUUACGAUUUUCGACAGCCGCCGUUGAUCGUUGACGCGCCUGACAAGGUCCCAAUGCAUCUCAACACCUACUUCGCGAACAUUUCGCGUUGCGAGAGGGAAAUCCUUGUGCGCAUUGAAUACGAUAUUGAUGAUAAAUCAAUCGGUUGCGAGGAAAGCACAGGCAAUCUCAUGAACAACGUAAAGGACAUCUCAUCCGCGGCCGAAUGGUGGCAAUACGCCCUAGCCUUUAGCUCGGAUAACAUGACCAAAGAGUUGGAUAUGUGGAAGAGAUCCCCCGGCAGCGCAGAUGGAGCAGCCGACGGCCUUUUCGUUUGGCAGCACCUUGAAGUAGCCAACAGCCCUAAGCACACUAACCAGGGCAAGAUUAUCAUUGCAGGAGCACCUGGCUCCGGAAAACCCCUGUUUAGAACCACAGUGGUGAAAUGCGUCGUGAAGGGAGGAGUGGUGACCACGUCGUCUACAUAA
Molecule: messenger RNA, 624 nt
Organism: Trichoderma gamsii
Lineage: Eukaryota; Fungi; Ascomycota; Sordariomycetes; Hypocreales; Hypocreaceae
Exons: 2
Coding region: 1-624 (207 amino acids)
Source: RefSeq, a predicted model, not a curated record